Messenger RNA from Penaeus monodon (black tiger shrimp), 234 nucleotides. RefSeq lists its product as uncharacterized. Lineage: Eukaryota; Metazoa; Arthropoda; Malacostraca; Decapoda; Penaeidae. The record is from RefSeq and is a predicted model, not a curated record.
CCUCGCUGCCGAGCCAGCUCCCCCUCGCCCGGCACCACGCCCGGCACCACGCAAGCACUUCCCCAACAAUGCUGAGGCGUCGGUUCCUCGGAUGAGAAGCGAGGCAUCGACGCAAGUAACACCGAGGAGAAGUUAUAUUAAGAACAGCAAGAGGAAAAACAAAGAAAAAAAUCUUCCACCCAACCGCCAGUGGGAUGACGCAACUCAUCACCAAGUACCUGGAGUCCCUGCCCC